CACCGCCGCCGCGGCCUCCCCGCCGCCCCCGCGCCCCGCCCGCGGCUCGCCGGCCGCGCCGAUCCGGCUCCGCGAUGACUCCCCGGCUGCCGAGGAGCCUGCGGCGGCUGCUGCUGCGCCUUUCCCUCUGGGUGCUCAUGGGCAGCUCGGUACCCGCUCUGCUCCGGGCUGAAUUUACAUCACCUGUAGAAAGAAAUAAGGAAAGUGGACUGAAAAUGUCAAACCUAUGCAAGUUUUGUGAUAUUAAAGUAACAACCUGCUCAAACCAACAUCGGUGCAGGAGUAACUGCAACAUCACUUCUAUCUGUGAGAAGAGUAGUGAAGUCUGUGUUGCUGUAUGGAGACAGAAUGAUGAAAAUGUGACAUUAGAAACAAUAUGCCACGACCCCCAGGAAGCACUGUAUGGUCACUUUUUGGAUGACUAUAAAUCAGAGCAGUGUUUGAUGAGGGAAAAGAAGGACGAUGGGGGAUUGAUGUUCAUGUGUUCCUGCACAGGUGAAGAAUGCAAUGAUAUGCUCAUUUUUACAUCAGAUGACCCCCAUAAACCAGAGGAGAAAGAUGAAAUUUCCAAAGUCACAAUCAUAAGUCUUGUCCCGUUACUGGUGAUUUCUGUUGCUGUGAUUGUUAUCUUUUAUGCCUACCGCACUCACAAGAAGAGGAAACUCAGCAAGGCAUGGGAGAAGAAUGUUAAGCCCAAGAAGCAUAAGGACUGCAGUGAUGGCUGUGCCAUUAUGUUAGACGAUGACCGCUCAGACAUCAGCUCCACGUGUGCCAACAACAUCAACCACAACACAGAGCUGCUGCCCAUUGAGUUGGACGUUGUUGUUGGCAAAGGAAGGUUUGCUGAAGUAUAUAAAGCCAAAUUGAAGCAAAACACAUCAGAACAGUAUGAAACUGUGGCAGUCAAGAUUUUCUCCUAUGAAGAAUACGCUUCCUGGAAAACAGAGAAAGACAUAUUUUCAGAUGUAAACCUCAAGCACGAGAACAUACUCCAGUUCUUGACAGCAGAGGAACGUAAGACAGACCUUGGCAAACAGUAUUGGUUGAUUACUGCCUUCCAUGCUAAAGGAAACUUGCAGGAGUAUCUCACACGGCACAUUAUCAGCUGGGAGGACCUCUGGAAACUUGGCGGGUCCUUGGCCCGAGGGAUUGCCCAUCUGCACAGUGAUCACACACCCUGUGGCCGUCCCAAAACACCUAUCGUACACAGGGACCUAAAGAGUUCCAACAUCCUGGUGAAAAAUGAUUUAACCUGCUGUCUCUGUGACUUUGGGUUGUCCCUGAGGCUGGACCCUUCCCUGUCUGUGGAUGACUUGGCUAACAGUGGGCAGGUUGGCACAGCAAGAUAUAUGGCCCCUGAGGUUUUGGAGUCCAGGAUGAACCUGGAGAACAUGGAAUCCUUCAAACAAACAGAUGUGUACUCCAUGGCUUUGGUCCUCUGGGAAAUGACAUCUCGCUGUAAUGCUGUCGGAGAAGUGAAAGAGUACGAGCCCCCAUUCGGCUCCAAAGUGCGAGAACACCCUUGUGUGGAAAGCAUGAAGGACAAUGUCCUGAGAGACAGAGGGCGACCCGAGAUCCCCAGCUCCUGGCUUAACCAUCAGGGCAUCCAGAUGGUGUGUGAGACGCUCAUCGAGUGCUGGGACCACGACCCCGAGGCGCGGCUGACGGCGCAGUGCGUGGCCGAGCGCUUCAGCGAGCUCCGGCACCACGACAGGCUCUCGGGGAGGAGCUGCUCCGAGGAGAAGAUUCCCGAGGACGGCUCCGUGACCACCGCCAAGUAGCGCCUGCCCGAGAGCUCCGGGACGGAGGGAAGUCGCUCCUAGACGUGUUCACCUUGGCAAAGGAAGAGGUCUUGAUCAGUGCCUUGACUUGCUUCCUGGAGGACUGAGGCUGUCACUACUCCCUUUAAGCUCCAGCUCUGGACAGGGAGAUGUAUUCUGGGAAUUACAAGCUGGGGGAGUGGCAGUCAUACCCUAGCACUGGCGGCCAGCAUCAUGUCAUAGGAGGAGCUAUACAUGGUAGCACUUCCUCAGGAAAAGGAUUUGAAAAUAGCCAAUAACAUUAUGCACUUUAUUAAUGCCUGUAUAUAACUAUGAAAUUGCUAUUUUUAUAUAUAUAUAUACAUAUAUAUAUAUAUAAAAAAUGUGUGUGUAUGUGUAUAUAUAUAUGUAUCUAUAUAUCUAUAAACAGUCAUGUCCUGGGUAAAGAAAAGUUAUUAAAAGAAAGUGCUUCCAGGAAAUUACCAGUACAUUAGAAAUCCCAUCCCUUAGGGAAGGAGCCUGGGGGGACUGGUAUAGCACCACACCAGCAAUUGUGCACUAAGCGUUCUGCCAAAAAAUAGGAAUGAGAUGCAAUAAGAAGAUGACUUUCAAAGCAUGUGCUGUGACCACCUGGCUGUCAUCCUGCUGUUCACAGGAGCAGGAGCAGUCUCACAGCAGACAGGCCAAGUUGACUUUGCAGUUGUACUUGCAUGGUCCUGCAGCACAUUGUGGAAAAUUCAGGAUUGCCUUUUCCCUCUCAUCUUAACCCCAAAGUGUUCAAAGUGUUCCAGAACAGGCAUGUGAGGAGGUUUGGUCCAUCCCACAUGUGUGUUUUGUGAGUUCAUUAAUGUUGUAUGUUUAUUGCAUUGAAUUCGUGCUGCUUGCAAACAGGUUGCAAAGCAUCAGCAGGAUCAGUUUUCCCCUCCUCCCAUCCCCACGCUCAAACCAUAGAGAACAGGACAGGGCCAGGAACAAUCCAAGCAGAUGUUUUAUAUUUGCUGUGCAUUCUGAAUGUGGGCAGUCCUAUUAUUUUUCCCCUGUCUUUUACCUUGAUUGUGUUGCUAUAAGAACAAACUUUUUUUUUUUUUUCCUUUUCCCUGUACAAUGUGUCUAAUUGCUAGGCAAACCACAGUGUGACUGUUCCACACUUUCCAAAGUAAGAGGCAGCAGCUGUUGCCUUUAUUUUUGCAAAAAGACCUUGGAGGUGAGGGAAAGCUCCAUAGCAAUAGGUUAAUGGCAUAUCCUGCCCUCAGCAUUGCUUGCAUUUAGGGCUGCCUCAGCAAGUCAGCAAUUCAAAGAAUUAAAAAAAAAAACAAAAACAAA
Messenger RNA from Agelaius phoeniceus (red-winged blackbird), 3083 nucleotides. It is a transcript of the gene TGFBR2, whose product is annotated as transforming growth factor beta receptor 2. The record is from RefSeq and is a predicted model, not a curated record. Gene Ontology annotation, molecular function: ATP binding; metal ion binding; transforming growth factor beta receptor activity, type II. Gene Ontology annotation, biological process: cell surface receptor protein serine/threonine kinase signaling pathway; cellular response to growth factor stimulus; protein phosphorylation. Gene Ontology annotation, cellular component: signaling receptor complex; plasma membrane. Lineage: Eukaryota; Metazoa; Chordata; Aves; Passeriformes; Icteridae.